AUGUAUGUUACCUACGUCAGGGACUGUAUACGUCCCUGUCUAUAUCUACAAAAUUUGAUGUACAAUCGUUGUGGCAGACCCAGGGAAACAACUGCCAGUAACAUGGGAGAACUGUUGUAUGGGCAAUGUUCCAGCUUCCAGUCCUUGAAUUCAGAACAGCUCAACAAAACACCAGACAUUGACAAUAUGGUGGAGGCUGGAUUCGAAUUCACAGGUAAUGGCACUUUCCGUUGUAAGACAUGUGAUGUUAGCCUGGCUUGCUGGAAGCAGACAGAUGAUGUCUGGAAGGAGCAUGCCCGUUACAGUCCCCAGUGUGCUUAUCUUCAACAGAAAAAGGGCCCUGCUUAUAUUGAAAGUGUCCAAGCAGUAUUUACCACUGAGAUAUUUACACCUAAGAGUCCACAACAUUCGGAGUUGGAUGCCAGAGAAUUGACGUAUAGUAACCCUAAUUGGCCUGCACAACAUGUGAGAAUAGCACAAGAAAAACUGGCUAAAGCCAGCUUUUUUUACACAGGAAAGGAAGCCACUGUUAGAUGUCACUACUGUGAUAUCAGCCUUAAUUGCUUGGAACCCCAUACCGAACCCUGGGCAAACCAUGCACUUCUGUCUCCAUGCUGCAAGUAUCUGAUCAAGAUGAAAGGCGUAGACUUUGUGGAGAACUUCACAGCAACAAAGGAUAUUGGCCUGCCUGUUUCUCCUGUUUCCCUGGAUCCAUCUACUCCAGUCCGUAUUUUGACCUCCAUGGCGUACUCGUACAAGGUCAUCACAGAAGCCAUUGACCAGUAUGCAUCUAAAACUGGAGCUAAUGACUUUAGAGUGGGUGACCUGCUGUGUUUGAUCUCAAACAUUGAAGGAGGUGAUGAAGUAGUGGAAGAUCAACAUGAUAUGCCUUCGUAUGGUGAAGUGGAAGAAAUGAAUCAAGGACUGCUGUGUAGAAUUUGUGUGGAGCAGCCUGUCACCACUUUAUUACUGCCCUGUUUUCACCUGUACGUCUGUAAGGAGUGUGCUGAUGGGAUAGCGAUCUGUCCUGACUGUAAUCGGGAAACUACACCUGUCAGCUCUCCUGUACAUGUUCUGGGUAGGAGUUCCUGAUGUGUUUAAACACUUAAAUCAUCAAUGGGUACUCCCGUCCAACAUACCAUUCUAGUCAAAUUAAGUCUCUUGAAGUGAAGUGAGAGAGGAAUUGAAAUGAUCAUGCCCCUAUCACUUAUUAGGGGGGCAUUAAGGUAAAGGGUACCACUGUGUUAGUUAUAAUUGCACAGAAGCGUUCCCCUCAAGAGUUUUCAGCUCAUGCCAUGGCACAGCGUCCGUCAAUGUUUGUUUAAACGACUUCUUCUGAAGAUCUGAAAGACCUAGAGUCAUGAUAUUCGGCCAGUAGCAUCCUA
Messenger RNA from Mizuhopecten yessoensis (Yesso scallop), 1385 nucleotides. RefSeq names its product baculoviral IAP repeat-containing protein 8-like. Gene Ontology annotation, biological process: regulation of cell cycle. The coding region runs from base 1 to 1092 and encodes 363 amino acids. Lineage: Eukaryota; Metazoa; Mollusca; Bivalvia; Pectinida; Pectinidae. Gene Ontology annotation, cellular component: nucleus; spindle microtubule; cytoplasm. The transcript is spliced from 8 exons. The record is from RefSeq and is a predicted model, not a curated record.